Messenger RNA from Pelagomonas calceolata, 1776 nucleotides. The record is from the annotation of a GenBank genome assembly. Lineage: Eukaryota; Pelagophyceae; Pelagomonadales; Pelagomonadaceae.
GUGUGUUACUGCCGCUAAGCUGCGGUCGAAUUAAUUAUUGAGCCGUCGUGAUCGAUCGUGCGUAGCGUUCGCUGCAGCAUCUGGGCCGCGUAGAACAACCUUUACCGACCGCUGCUCCACGUCGCGGAUCGACGCGAUCCCACGUUGCAGCAGACAAGAGAUCGAACCACAGCUAAAAAAGGCAUGGCACCUCGCAAGCUCACCCCACCCGUAUUGGGGGCCGACGCGUCGCAAAAAGCCGUCGCCGCGCUGCGCAAGCACCUCUCGGCCCAAUUGUCUCCAGUUUUAUGCGUCGAGGACGCGGCGCUCGCCGCGCGCUGCCGCGCGAUGGCAUCACGAGAGUCGGCACUGCACGCGUCGCAACCGGACGCGCGCCAGGAGGCCUUCCCGCUCGACGGUCCUGACUGGUCGCAACUGCGCGAGGACCUCACGGCGCUGGCGGAGAGGACGCUGCGGCGGCUCGCGCCCGACGUGCCUCGGUUGCCGCUCGACGCGAGAUUGUGCCUGCGGCGGUACCCGCCCGGGCACACGGGCCAGCGGCUGGGCGCUCAUGUGGAUGAUACGCUGUGUACGUUACUUUGGGCGUCGACGCCGGGGCUCGAAAUUCUAGCUCCGCAGGAUGAUGCCGCGUGGAAUGGUGCUGACGUGGCCAAGGUGGGUCUGCCCACGAUGGGCCCGCCGCCGAAGGUCGUCCAAGAAGACGACUGGGCCACGGUGACGCCGCCUUCUGCCGAUUGCUUCCUGUUUACGCCUGGGAAUGGGUGGAGCGGUAUCGUGACGUCGGUGCCCUUGCGCUCGCCCACGUUGCAUCGCGUGGCCGUCGGCGGCGACGUCGAGCGCCUGUCGCUGCCUUUGCUGGUGAGCGUGCGCGGCGACUACGGGUCGGCGUUGAAUUCGGUGGGCGAGGCGCUGCGGCAAAUAUCGCUGGACGGUGCUGCGAAGGCGGCCGAGGACCGCCUGUCGCCGCUCACGGAAGUCCUCGGCGUCGAGCUGCUGCAGCACCUCGACGCCGAGUCGCUGUGCCGGCUCAACAUGUGCGCGCGGUUCUUCGGCGAGGAGCACGCGACGACGCGGCGGUCCCGCUGCGAGGACGCGGCGCGGGAGCGGGCGCUCGAUUUGAUGCAGGGACACGUGACGGGCCUGUGCGUCUUGGAGGGCGUGAGCUCCGUCAGACAGCUCGGGCAGCAGGUGUUUCGUGCGUUCCUCGUUGCAUUCUAUAAAAGCCUCGCGAGGGAGCAGUGUCGAACAUUUCCGUACCUGCCGGACGGCCGACGAAUACCCAAGGGUCGCUGGCCGAAGUGGCGCCAAGACUUCCAGGGCUGGUUUCACACCCUGGACGCCUUCGAGGCGGGUCCGGUGGCCGCGUAUGCCGCCGCGGAAGCUUUGCGCGGGCUGGCUAUGGCCGUCACCGGCGGCAGCCCUCCACAGGCUGUGCUCGACGCCGCUCGCGAGGCCGCGGAUAGAGCUCUCCUCGCGAGGCCGGGCGAACUUCGAGUCUGGGUAGACACACGGCGGGACCUUCCGCAUGAUGACGGGCGCAUCGCGGCGCUCGUGGCGGGCCAGGGCGGGAGGUGGGAGCGGAAUUACGACUCGGAUGAUUACUCGGAUGAUUCGUACGACACAAUGUUUUUCGGGACCGCGACCUUCCCGAGUCUGCGGCACGCCGUCGAAGUGAAGGACGCGCUCCGCGCGGACGAGGCCGUGGAAUGCCUGAGCGUGCAAUAUUUGGACUGGGAAAGACUGAAUUACCUCCUCAGCUAAGAAUGUUUGUGAACG